ACCGCGCUGACGUCACAGCAGUCUGGAGCAUCAAGGCCACUUCCACGCCGCUAUUGGUCUGAAAAUCACAUGACCACGUCUCCCAGCAUCCAUAAUUAUGUUCCGGAUAUAUAUUUUUUUUUACACCCCCCCCUCCUCCUCCUCCCCAAAAGAUGUCAGCAUCAUACUGUCCUGAUUCUUUAGGUGGGAUCCAGCAGACGGAAAGAUGUCAUGUCCUAAUAACGUAGCAACGGGCAACUUCCUGAUGGAUUCCUUAAUGGGAGGAUCAUCAUCCUACCGGGGUGACGGAUACUCCUCCAGCGUGCCCGGGAUGUACAUCCACGCCGCCCCUGACUACGGUUACUCCGCGGGGAGAAACGUCUUGAAGGUGACCGCGUCCUCCGGGCAUCCGCUCGGCAGCUUCCAGCACGACGGGCCCUACCUGCCCGCGCAGCUGCCCGCAUGGUGCUCCAAGUCCGCAGGGGACUCCCAACCUGUUGCCCCGUGUUUACAACCGUGCGACGUCAAAGAGGAGGCGUUUUGUGGCCGCUAUCCGGAUGACAGCAAUAAGAGCAAGGACACAACAGAGCCCGCCGUCUACAUCCGGCUGGGGGACAAUAGCUGCGGGCCCCACGCACCCAGCAGCUCCUUCCAGGUGUACGACGGAGCAAGGACGCCGGACGACCCGCAGCACCGGGUCUCUCUCGCCCACUUGGCCGCGGCGGAACCGGGCUCGGUGCGGCAGACCGAGGGGGAAGUUAGCCAGGCGGAUGAUAGUCAGGACAGGAAGCAGAAGGCCAAGAGUGACAGCUCCUCGGAUGACUCGGAUGCCGAAUUAAAAGAUCCUUCCGCGGAGAAGACCACCGGAAACUGGUUGAAGGCCAAAAGUGGCAGGAAGAAGCGGUGUCCUUACACCAAGUACCAGACUCUGGAGCUGGAGAAGGAGUUCUUGUUCAACAUGUAUUUGUCCCGCGAGCGCCGCCUGGAGAUCAGCAGGAGUAUCAACCUGACCGACAGGCAGGUCAAAAUCUGGUUCCAGAACAGACGCAUGAAGCUGAAGAAGCUCAGCAGGGAGAGUCGCCACAGAGAACAUGGCGCUGUCUAUCAUUACAUCUAA
Entelurus aequoreus (snake pipefish) is the source of this 1096-nucleotide messenger RNA. It is a transcript of the gene hoxc10a, whose product is annotated as homeobox C10a. Gene Ontology annotation, biological process: regulation of transcription by RNA polymerase II. The record is from RefSeq and is a predicted model, not a curated record. Gene Ontology annotation, cellular component: nucleus. Gene Ontology annotation, molecular function: DNA-binding transcription factor activity, RNA polymerase II-specific; RNA polymerase II cis-regulatory region sequence-specific DNA binding. The transcript is spliced from 3 exons. Lineage: Eukaryota; Metazoa; Chordata; Actinopteri; Syngnathiformes; Syngnathidae. Bases 206 to 1096 code for a protein of 296 amino acids.